This is a messenger RNA of Eriocheir sinensis (Chinese mitten crab), 7216 nucleotides long. RefSeq names its product mucin-5AC-like (gene bbx). The transcript has 11 exons. Gene Ontology annotation, cellular component: nucleus. Bases 87 to 3353 code for a protein of 1088 amino acids. Gene Ontology annotation, molecular function: DNA-binding transcription factor activity, RNA polymerase II-specific; RNA polymerase II transcription regulatory region sequence-specific DNA binding. Gene Ontology annotation, biological process: regulation of transcription by RNA polymerase II. Lineage: Eukaryota; Metazoa; Arthropoda; Malacostraca; Decapoda; Varunidae. The record is from RefSeq and is a predicted model, not a curated record.
AUAUCGGUAAUAAAUAACAAAACUGUCAUAACACGGGGGAGUUGUAGGUUCGUGACGUCACAUUUGUUUAUCGAGAGCCUGGGAGGAUGGCGAGCGAGGUGGAGAGUCGGCCGGGUGGUGGCGGAGAGAGUGAUGGGGAGGGGGAGGGAGAGUGUGAGGAUGUCGCCUCCCCACCCCUGGAGGACGCCCCCCCUCACCCUGCGCGCCGCCCCAUGAAUGCCUUCCUCAUAUUCUGCAAAAGACAUCGAGCUCAGGUACGCGAGAAAUACCCUCACCUGGAGAACCGCCAGGUGACCAAGAUCCUGGGUGAGUGGUGGGCAGACCUCCCAGCACACCAGAAGACCUCCUACACCGAGCUGGCCCGGCAGUACAAAGAGGCCUUCCUGCGCGCCAACCCUGACUUUAAGUGGUACAAGAUCCCCGCCCAGCCCCCGCGUCCCCCCCCAGCCCGCCCCUCCAACCAGAAGGUUCCUAGAUGCAACCCACUGCCCACCGAUGGUGCCAUCACCUUCGGCAAGCUGGCUGAUGAGGCUCAGAUGGGCGGCCUGAGCACCCUCCUGUCCACCGCCUCCAGCAGCAGCGGCAGCAGCAGCAGCACUACCACAAGCAGCAGCAGCACCAACCUGACCCCAAGUCCCACCCCAACCACCAGCAUCAUCCCCACCAGCCCCGCCACCACUGCCCGUCCCCCCGAUGCUUCCCCGCUGGCCGGCUCGCUCCCCCACACCCACACCCCUGCCGUCGCCGCCUCCUCAAUGAGUACAAACACCAUCAACACCGUCACCUCCGCCACACUGGCCUCCUGGAGCGGCUCCCUGCAGCGCCUGGCACCCACCCCAGCCCCAGCCCCAGCCCCGCCCCCCGCUGAGGUGCUGCCCCCUGCCAUGACCCCCCCCAAGCCCCCCAAGAAGAGGUACCUCCAUGAGAAUCUCCUUCAGGCACAGCAGAACACCGCUGCCACCACCACCACCACCACACCCCCACCUCCUGCUGUGCCAUCAACACCUGCUGAUACAGACAAGCAGAAGAAAAACUUCACUGACGACAAACACAGAAUAAACAGCCAUUGGUCACAGGGAGGAGGGAAGGCCAAGGGGGAGGGAGAGGAGGAGCAGCAGCAGCGGCAGCAACAGCAGCAACAACAGCAUCAUUAUCAUCAGCAGCAUCGUAGGGGUGCAGCCAACGGGUGUCUGCCCCAACACAGCAUAUCAGCAGCCUCCCCGCAGAUCAGCCCCUCCUAUGAUGCUGCCACCCCUUACAGCCGCGCCUCCCCCCCUGGGCAGCCCCACUCCCCCCCUGCGGAGGAUCAGCCGCUCAACCUGACUACGGAGACAACCCUGUGUGCCUCGCAGCAGCAGCUCAUCAACAAGAUCGUGGAUCGAAUGGUGCGGGGACCAACACCACACAGCCCCUCGCCACCACACUCCAGCAACACCACCACCACCAACACUGCCACCACCACUGUCACCACCACCACCACCACCACACCCCCGUCGCUCACCCCGCCUUCAGCAGACUCCAGGCCAGAAUACCCCCCGCGAUUUUUCCGCCCGGAGAACCUGAACAACAACAACAACAGCCACAACCACAACCACCACCAUCACAACCACCACCACCACCACAACAAUAACAACAACAAUAAUAACAAUAACAACAACAACAAUAACAACAACACAAAGGAGGAAGAGGGUGGGGGCCGCAAGCAGUCCUCAGAGCUGCACAAGGCCAUGGACAGCGCUCGCCUCAACGGGAUGUGUGACGUGAGCCUCCUGGUGUCCAAGACGAUUGACCUGGUGAUUGAACGCGCCUACGACGACGACAGGCGAGGACGCGACACAGGCCGAAGGGACGACGAGAGGAACGACAGAACAGAACGAGCGGAGAGAACAGACAGAGCAGAGGGAGACACACCAGCUGGAACCACUGCCACCACCACCACCGUAACCACCACCACCACCACUACUGCCACUGUCAUCACCACUGCCACCCCCACCAUCACCACCACCUCCACCGCCUCCACCACCACGGCCACCACCAACGGCAUGGCCAGCCCGGUGCCACGCUCCAGGAAGAGGGCCAAGGAGGAGGCUGGGGAGGAGGGAGACGCAGCCACCCAUAAGAAGCGGCGGGACGUUGGCGGGGGGAGUCGUCCACACCGCACAGGGACAAGGAAUGGCAUGGGGGUGGCGGGGGGCCGGUCCAGGGCUCCCCGUGCCUGCAAGGGGAAGAUAUACGAAGAGCUGAUCUCAGAGGGUGUGUUGCCCGCACCUCGGAGGUCACGCACUCGCAACAGCAGGUUGGAGGAGUCCGAGUCAAGCACCAGCCAGGACAGGGAGGACGAGGACGACCCUCACCACGGGGAGGAGGAGGAGGAGGAGAACGAGGAGGAACAGAUGGAGGAGGAGGAGGCACUGCAGCCCAAGCCAGUGGAGGGAGAAAAUGGAGAGGGUGCAGUGAGGCGGUCAGAGGAGGCCGGCAGACGGGGCCGAAGGCAGUUGCGGCGAUUACACCCUGAUGACUUCAACCUUGAGGCGAGGAUUGAGGCGCUGCCGUCGCUGAGCCUGGAUGAGUUCACACGUCGCAAGAAGGAGAGGAAGCGCACCCCCUCGGCCUCCUCCACUACCCACGCCUCACCCCAGACAUCACAGGCAACAGGAGUGGCUGCCACACCAAGCUCAAGCCGUGUGGCCUCCCAGACAGACUCCACCUCAGAUCCACCUCUCCCAGCCUCCCCUGCUGCCACCACAGCCUCCACCACCACCACACCCACCACCACCACCACCUCCCCCAAUGCCUCCACCACCACCCCUGUUCCUGCUGCUACCAUAAACACCCCCCUGACUGCCACCAACACAUCUGCCCUAACCUCCACAACCACCACUGGGCGGACUAUUGUUGGGGGGCUUAGUAUUAGCAUCAACAACAACAACAGCAACAACAGCAGCAGCAAUGGCAACAACAACAAUAGCAACAACAGUGGUAGUGGAGGAGGUAUUAUGGAAACUGAGAGAGAAGCAGUAUCUCCCACACCCUCCUCCUCCUCCACCCUGUCCUCCACCUCCUCCCUCUCCUCCUCCUCCCUCAUCGGGCAACAGCACAGUCCACCGGGGCCCAUCCUGGUCAGCGGGGGAGCUGUGUCUCCAGGGGAAGGGGGAGGUGGAGCUGUGGGGGAGGGCGGGCCGCUGAUAGGCUCACAGAAGCGAAAGGCUCGGAAACAGACCAUCACGAGGCACGACCCCGUCAACGCACCACUCAGGAGAGACACCAGUGUGGUGGAGCAGAGCCUCCUCACCAGCAUGGGUCUGGCAGCACUGGCGGAGGUAGCCCUCAGUCAGCCCGUCAUGAAGCUGUGAGCACCGCACCACUAGAGCGGAGACACGAUCACGGCCGUCUCCAACUCCUGCUGCCAACCUGCUGGAGUGGAUGUGUGCUCUGCCAGGGUUCUCCUAUGCCCUGGAUGCCCUCUGCUGGGGGUGUACUCUGCUGGGAAUGUCCUCUGCUAGAAGUGUCCUUUGCUGGGGCUGUUCUUGACUCUGUAUGUCCUCCGCUGGGCAUGUGCUCUGCUGGAGGUAUACUAGGAUGUCCUAUGCCCUAAACAUCCUCUGCUGGACAUCCUUUGUGGGGGCUGUCCUCUGCUAGACAAGUCCUCUGCAGGAGUGUCCUUUCCUGGGGCUGUUCUCUGCUACCUAAUGCCGUGGAGACACCAGCACUGCAAGCUUGGGGGGUGAUGGCAGACACUUCUAACCCUAAGUCACAGUGUUCUGCUGACUGUUGUGAAUCCUAAUGCGAGACUCAACGGACCGCCAACUUAGCCUAAGGAACAGUGGAAAGAACGCACUCAACACUCUCUGCCAAAGUCUAGUGAUAGCUCUGUGGCGGUGCAAAGAAGAGUUGGGUCGCCUUGUGGAGCACUGCAUUCCUUAGUGUUGAAUGUCCUGGCUCAAAGCAAAGAACAGUGAUGACAAGAGCCAGCUGUCCAUGUGGGCAUGAAACAAAAUUUGUUGGGGAGAUGUGGAGCCCUCGCCCCACCUAUGCUCCGGCCAGCCAGCCAGCCAGCCAGUCCUCCCUGAGUGUGCCUGGUCAUGGUGGUUGGCCAGACCGAGGAGGGAGGGAGGCAGUUGCAGGAGCCUCACAAUACAACACAAUGCAUCAGCUGUGUCUGCCAAGCCUCAGGGGAAAUGAGCAACUUGAUGUGUAUUUGAAUCUUGAGUUUGUCUCCAUUUUUUUCCCCUUUUGUUGAGUGUUAGACACCUUGAAAGUCUAUAACUUCUUACAAGAGUGAGAAGCCACACUGGUGUGCCUCUCCUAUAGGGCUGGCAAACUGUGUGAGCCAGACUGAGCCAACCAGGAUGUUGACAGUAGUGCUCCUGUGGUGAUGCAGGACACAUGUAGCCCCUGGGAUGCCCAGCGGUCAUUUGAGUGUUUACAAGUGGUGGCGGUGGCGCCCGUGUGAGUAUGUGUGCGUGUGUGCAUGUGUGUGUGUUCACUGCUAGCAGCAGCGACAGUGGUGGCAGCAAGUCGUGCUCAAGAGGCCGGUGAAGCAAACAAAUUUUCCGUGUGAUGGUGUCUGUGAUCUGUGCCCGGACCACGCAGAGAUGCAGUGCUCUGCCCUGCGUGUAUUCAGUACCAAAUCUUUGAUUCCUGCGACAGGAAGACACGUUAUGCUGACUGUGGCAUGGUAGGAAGUGACCUUUCGUAACCCUAAGACUGAGAGUGUGCCUGACUCUCGCCAACAAAGCUUAAGGAAUCAAGUAUUUUCAUUUUAUCUUACUUUAACAAAACAACUUCCCUGUGAAGUGUGUUGCUUCAGUAUUGUCUGUUCUUAUAUCCUGAUUACCAAGAAUUGAAUCUCCACAACCUAUGUCACUGACUGGCAAACUGUGUGUGUGCCAUUCAGUCUCCCCUACAACCUUUCCCACUGACUGGCAGACUGUGUGAGAGAGACAUUCACUUCCCAACAACCCUUCCCAAUAACUGGCACACUGUUUUUGUGCCAGUCUGUUUCCCCUCAACCUUUCCUUGACUGGCAGGCAGUGUGUUUGUGCCAGUCUAUUUCCACAACCUUCCCUUGACUGGCAGACUGUGUGUGUUGACCAGUCAGUCCCUACAACCCAUCCCUGGACUGGCAGGCAGACAAUGUGUGCAGCAGCCAGUCAGUCUCCUGUACUGUAGCAUAGAGAGAGAGUGGAGGGAGGGGGGCUAGCAGGGCUGGCCACUCCCUGCAGGUAGUUGGCUUGAAGCACACCACUUUAUUUUAAUGAAUAGAAAAAGGACUUUAUACAAAUUUUAAACUAUUUUCAGGUCUAUAAGGGAACACGAAUGUUCUGUGAAUAUAUCAAAUAUAUUGUUGUAAUUUUUGAUAAUUAAUUAGUCUACUGAUGAAUAUAAUUUAGGCAGAAAUAACAAUGUAGACCUUGAGGUCAGUGGUUUUAGGACCCUCGUGGGUGUCAGACCUUGAGAAGGUCUCCAGCUAGCUGGUAGAGUGGUCAGGGCGGCCUGCCGGGGGGACAGAGGCCAAGUACAGGACAUUUACCCUGGACCUUUUAACCCCCACGUAUUCCCUCUAGACACUUUCCCCUCAUGGACAUUAAGCACUCCAGCCAUCCUCAAUCCUUAUUUAUUUAUCACCAAUUUUCAAACUAAUGAUUCCUAACCAGAUGGUGUAACUUGAACCAGAUGUUGACCCAGCCCGAUAAAUCAGUGAGAAAUUUUGUCAGUGUUUCUUCAUGAUAACACAGUGUUGUUGAAUAUCCCUCGGGGAAACUGUCCACAGAGGAAACUGUCCACAGGGAAUUAUUACUGGGCCUCAGUGUGGCCUCCUGCCCCUCCUCAGGGCAGGGGGCCGCCCCAGGCAGGCCGCUGUAAUGUACACUACCCUACACCUCCCAGGUAGCUCACCUCUAUAUUUGUAGGUUUGUCUCUUCUUGACACGCUUCUCUAUUUUCUAAUGUCAAUUACAGGCUUUUAGACAAGUAUUUUAUACCCUUGGUUGAUGACCAUGUUGUUUGAAAAGCUAGCAUGUGUCUUAGCAUAUUUUCCUGAGGAUUUUAUCCUUUUGUACUACUGUAGAGUACUGCGAGUGAGUACCACAAGUAAGCGUUACGCAAUGCGGGGUUGUUGUGUUGGCGGUGAGUGUUGCGUGUGUUGUUGUGUUAGUGUUGAGUUGCUCCUGAGUCAUGGUGGUGAUGGUGGUGGAGCUUGUUGGCCGCCGAACCUACACCACGGCGGGAGGAGGAGGAUUAAGCUGAUAUACAAAGCCCGUACCUGAUGAUUACCGGGGAAGAAGAACCAGUUAUCCAUUGAGUCUUUAGUUGUGGCGGCGUGGAGGCUGAAGACUGAGGACUUUAGGGGCUGGUCAUAAUCCCCAUUGGACGUUUCCCCCCCUGACAUUUUCCCCCAGAACAUAUUUCCCUCUGGACAUUUCAACCCCCUGAAAUUUCCCCCUGGAGCUUCCCUUGUUGACAUUUUACCCCCUUCAUAUAUUCAACAAUGCUGUGCUAUCAUGACGAAACACUGAAGAGAUUUGUUACUAACUGAACAGGGCAAGGCUACCAUCUUGUUGAGAUUAUAGUGUUUUGUUAGUUUGAAAACUGGUGAUAAUUAACCAUGUAUGGUGGAAUGUCUGGAGGGAAUAAGUCUGGGGGCAAGGUUCAGGGGGAAUGUCCUACACUCGUUGACUUUUCCUACAUCGUUGUAGCGAGCGGCGCGCGGGCUUGGCGUCACCUCGUGCUCACCGGUCAGCCAGGCCUGUGCGUGUCUUUUAUUAGUGUGUUUUUGUAGCCUUUUACUAAUAUGUACGUACUUCCACUGUCACUUAAGUGCACUUGCCAGAGAGUAAUACUACAUACAAAGUUGUUUGAACUGAAAUUUCUAUCCAACUCUAAGAAAGUUUAAUCUAAUGAAAAAUUUCAGUUUCAACUUCAGGUACACAAGAAUUCUAGGGCUCAGAGUUGACCUGAACCAAGGGUGUGAGAGUGAGGGAGAGGGAGCAGCCGGGGAGCAGCGGCCCCUGCCUCCUGGGGCGGUAGUGGGGUGGAACACGACGCCCCCUGCCCCCCAGGAGGGAGUGGUCAGCCGCAGGCAGUGAACAACCCAUUGGGAAAGACAAGUGUGCAUUUAUGUAUUAUAUUGUAAUAUAAAGAAGAGUAAAAAUUCCCUAUAUAUGCAGAUAUAUAUGAAUGAUAAUGUUAAUAAAUCUAUUUAUUCUAAACUAAAA